This is a messenger RNA of Phaeoacremonium minimum UCRPA7, 1527 nucleotides long. Its product is annotated as putative translation initiation factor if-2 protein. The coding region runs from base 1 to 1527 and encodes 508 amino acids. The record is from RefSeq and is a predicted model, not a curated record. NCBI's taxonomy places the organism in Eukaryota, Fungi, Ascomycota, Sordariomycetes, Togniniales, Togniniaceae. Gene Ontology annotation, molecular function: GTPase activity; GTP binding; translation initiation factor activity. The transcript is spliced from 2 exons. Gene Ontology annotation, biological process: translational initiation.
AUGGGUCAUGUUGACCACGGUAAGACCACCAUGCUAGAUUGGCUUCGCAAGUCUUCUGUUGCUGCCCAAGAGCAUGGUGGCAUCACGCAGCAUAUUGGUGCAUUCUCUGUCAGGCUCUCCACAGGGAAGCAGAUCACCUUCCUUGACACGCCCGGCCACGCGGCCUUCCUGACCAUGCGCCAGCGAGGAGCAAAUGUCACGGACAUCGUCAUUUUGGUUGUUGCAGCCGAUGACAGCGUCAAACCCCAGACGUUAGAAGCCCUGAAGCAUGCGCGAGCUGCCAAAGUUCCGAUCAUUGUCGCAAUCAACAAGAUAGACAAGGAUGAGGCCCGCGUCGACCACGUCAAGGCAGAUCUAGCACGCCAUGGAAUUGAAAUAGAGGAUUUUGGUGGUGAUGUUCAAGUCGUCUGUGUCAGUGGUAAGACCGGCGAAGGAAUGAACGAUUUGGAGGAGAACAUCCUUACUCUAUCCGAAAUUUUAGACGUCCGGGCUGAGACUGACGGAAUGGCGGAGGGGUGGAUUCUCGAGGCCAGCAUCAAGCCAAUCGGCAAGGUAGCAACUGUCCUUGUGAAGCGUGGAACUCUGCGAAUAGGUGAUUACAUUGUGGCAGGUACAACUUGGGCAAAGGUUCGAGUCAUCCGAAAUGAGGCCGGCGUGGACAUUGAAGAAGCAGCACCAGGGACGGCAGUGGAAAUUUUGGGUUGGAGAGGAGACCCUAUUGCAGGCGACGAAGUCAUUCAAGCGCCGGAUGAGUCGAAGGCAAAGAUAGCGACACAUUACCGCGAAGAAAUCCGGGACCGCGAGAGUGCUGUUGCUACUAAAGCUGCACAAGAACAACAGGAGCGAGAGAAGGCUGAAAAGGAGAACACGGAGGAUACGCCAGAGCCUGAGGAGUCUGGCACGAAGAUCGUCAACUUCAUCGUCAAAGGCGAUGUCGUGGGUUCUGUAGAGGCUGUGUGUGCUGCGAUUAUGGAAAUUGGCAGUAAUGAGGUUCGACCAAGAGUUCUGCGAUCAUCAGCCGGCCAGGUCACCGAGUCAGACGUCGAUCAUGCGGCUACAUCCAAGGGCAUGAUCAUCAGCUUCAACAACCCUAUUGCAGGGUUUAUCAAGCAGAGAGCAAAGGACGCCGGGGUCAAGAUCCUUGACUAUAAUGUUAUUUACCAUCUCACGGAUGAGGUGAAGGACAGGUUAUCCGACUUGUUACCACCAUUAAUCUCUACCAGGGUUGUUGGCGAGGCAGAGGUCUUGCAGGUCUUCCCUAUCAACCUGAAGGGGCGGGUGUUCAAGAAUAUUGCCGGAUGCAGGGUGCGUAACGGUCAGAUAAGCAGGACCGCGAAAUACCGCGUACUGCGGAGUGGGGAGAAUGUCUUCCAAGGGUCUUUGGACUCACUGAAGCAUGGCAAGAAGGAUGUUGAUGAGAUGAAGAAAGGAUCGGAAUGUGGAAUUUCAUUCGAAGGCUGGGAUGAUAUUCGACAGGGCGAUCAAAUUCAAGCGUAUGAAGAGACACAGGAGAAACGGCAUUUGUAG